Molecule: messenger RNA, 9505 nt
Organism: Oncorhynchus nerka (sockeye salmon)
Lineage: Eukaryota; Metazoa; Chordata; Actinopteri; Salmoniformes; Salmonidae
Gene: abcg2d
Product: ATP binding cassette subfamily G member 2 (JR blood group)
Exons: 16
Coding region: 6860-8896 (678 amino acids)
Biological process (GO): transmembrane transport
Cellular component (GO): plasma membrane
Molecular function (GO): ATP binding; efflux transmembrane transporter activity; ATP hydrolysis activity
Source: RefSeq, a predicted model, not a curated record
GAAUCUCUUGACGAGAAACUAUGGGCAAGGAGAAACGAGCAUGUUGAAAUCUAUAGUCAAGAGCAGCUGCUGUACCUGGAAAAAGGAAUCGGACAACCUCAACCAUCAGUUUCUCAGGAGUUGUCUGAAAUUGUAUCUUAAUUUGAUCACUUUUGUUGCUGAGAAUUUUCCUACACCUUAGGAAAUGCAGAUGAACUUAGUGAUUUACAUAAAUUCACUGAAAAUACACACUAACACACUGUUAUAUAAACAGUAUUGCACUUUUCAUGUAGCCUACUUUUGGCCAGCUAAUAACUACAGAUAUUUUUUUUGCUCUGACCAAUAUAGUUCACAUUAAGAUCCUACAUCUGUAGGUUAUGGAAGUUCACAUUCACCUGUGCCCUCAUGCAGUCUUCAGAUGUGUAUCAAAGUUGAUGUGGGUGGGAACGCUUCUAGCUAUGGUGUACAUUGGCGUGCGGGCUCGCCUCAUGUAUGCACGCAUGCAUCAGUCAGUCUCACGAAUGCUCAUGGAAAUUCUGGUUUGUUUUGUCAGGGAGUGCCUCUUGCAUAUCCCUUGCACUUUGGACCAAAUAUAGAAUAUCUCCACUAAACAACUGUUUUCUACACUUGCUGUAUCCUUUUGUCAAUUAAAUAGAUUGUAUCACCCCUCUUGCUGUUUGUUACCUUGCAUUAUUAUUAUUAUCAUUAUAACUUUGUAAGCUACUUUUUUCUUCUUUUUUUCACCUUUAUUUAACCAGGUAGGCCAGUUGAGAACAAGUUCUCAUUUACAACUGCGACCUGACCAAGAUAAAGCAAAGCAGUGUGACACAAACAACACAGAGUUACACAUGGGAUAAACAAAUGUACAGUCAAUAACACAAUAGAAAAGUCUAUACAGUGUGCGCAAAUGUAGUAAGAUUAGGGAGGUAAUGCAAUAAAUAGGUCAUAGUGGUGAAAUAAUUACAAUUUAGCAAUUAAACACUGGAGUGAUAGAUGUGCAGAAGAUACAUGUGCAAGUAGAGACACUGGGGUGCAAAGGAGCAACAACAACAAAAAAUAACAUGGGGAUGAGAUAGUUGGGUGGGCUAUUUACAGAUGGGCUAUGUACAGGUAUAGUGAUCGGUAAGCUGCUCUGACAGCUGAUGCUUAGAGUUAGUGAGGGAGAUAUGUCUCCAGCUUCAGUGAUUUUUGCAAUUCAUUCCAGUCAUUGGUAACAGAGAACUGGAAGGAAAGGCGGCCAAAGUAGGAGUUGGCUUUGGGGGUGACCAGUGAAAUAUACCCCUGCUGGAGCACGUGGUACGGGUGGGUGCUGCUAUGGUGUCCAAUGAGCUGAGAUAAGGCAGGGCUUUACCUAGCAGACUUAUAGAUGACCUGGAGCCAGUGGGUUUGGCGACGAAUAUGAAGCGAGGGCCAGCCAACGAGAGCAUACAGGUCACAGUGGUGGGUAGUAUAUAGGGCUUUGGUGACAAAACGGAUGGCACUGUGAUAGACUACAUCCAAUUUGCUGAGUAGAGUGUUAUGAGUGUUGUAAAUGUGUGAGUGUUGUAAAUGACAUCGCCAAAGUCAAGGAUCACUAGGAUAGUCAGUUUUACGAGGGUAUUUUUGGCAGCGUGAUUGAAGGAUGCUUUGUUGCGAAAUAGGAAGCCGAUUCUAGAUAUAAUUUUGGAUUGUAGAUGCUUAAUGUGAGUCUGGAAGGAGUGUUUACAGUCUAACCAGAGACCUAGGUAUUUGUAGUUGUCCACAUAUUCUAAGUCAGAACCGUCCAGAGUAGUGAUGCUCGGUUGAAAGGCAUUAAUUUAGUUUUGCUUGCAUUUAAGAGCAGUUGGAGGCCACGGAAGGAGUGUUGUAUGGCAUGGAAGCUCGUCUGCAGGUUAGUUAGCACAGUGUCCAAAGAGGGGCCAGAAGUAUACAGAAUGGUGUCGUCUGCGUAGAGGUGGAUCAGAGAAUCACCAGCAGCAAGAGCAACAUCAUUGAUACAGAGAAACCCAAGUCAUGUCUCACUUUACUCUUGUAUAACAGUCAUCAUAAUUUGACAUAGCAUAUUUUAUAAAUCCUACUGUAUAUAAAACAUCUCAAAGAGUUUUUAAUUGCUUUUUUCACCUUCAACUUUAUUUACUACUUGUUCUUUUUGACUUUUUAUUUGGCAUUUGAUUCUUGAUUGAUAUUGAUAUUGUACUUAAUUGUCGAGGAGAGUUAGCGAGUAAGCGUUUCACUACUGUUUACACCUGUAUCCAAUAAACUUUGAUUUGAUUUUGAUACAAUCAUCAUAGUCUCUAGUAAAAUAUAUAUAUUUUUACUUGAUGAAUUUGUUCCGAAUUUAAAUAUCAACAACAAUUUGAUGGGGAAACAGAUUUAUUUUAUUUUAUUUGUCUUUUUUCAAAAUGUUAUGAAAUGCUGAUGGACUGUUUCAUAAUUUUCAUAAUCUGGCGUUAUGAAACUAAUUAUGACUUGAUUGAUGAUUUCCGACUGUAACUGGGAAGUAUUUACUUUCUUAUACAUUAUACCCUCCCUUUUCUCUUAUCAGUUAAGCCCAUGUUUACACAACCACAUAAAAAGCAAACCAGAAAUAAGUCACAAACACACACACCACGGGUACAAAUACGCACCUUGGGUCCCUCCUUGUCUUGGCUACUGAGAUACGUGAUGUCGUGAGAGAGCUGUCUGUUGAAUCUGACAAUUAAUCUUAAUGGUUGAAUAGUCGUCUCAAAUAAAACUGUGAAGGACCUCGACGUUACUCUGGUACCCUGAUCUCUCUUUUGACGAACGUAUCAAGACUUUUUCAAGGACAGCUUUUUUCCAUCUACGUAACAUUGCAAAAAUCAGAAACUUUCUGUCCAAAAAUGAUGCAGAAAAAUUCAUCCAUGCUUUUGUCACUUUUAGGUUAGACUACUGCAAUGCUCUACUUUCCAGCUACUCAGAUAAAGCACUAAAUAAACUUCUGUUAGUGCUAAAUACGUCUGCUAGAAUCCUGACUAGAACCAAAACAUUUGAUCAUAUUACUCCAGUGCUAGCCUCCCUACACUGGCUUCCUGUCAAGGCAAGGGCUGAUUUCAAGGUUUUACUGCUAACCUACAAAGCAUUACAUGGGCUUGCUCCUACCUAUCUCUCUGAUUUGGUCCUGCCGUACAUACCUACACGUACGCUACGGUCACAAGACGCAGGCCUCCUAAUUGUCCCUAGAAUUUCUAAGCAAACAGCUGGAGGCAGAGCUUUCUCCUAUAGAGCUCCAUUUUUAUGGAAUGGUCUGCCUACCCAUGUGAGAGACGCAGACUCGGUCUCAACCUUUAAGUCUUUACUGAAGACUCAUCUCUUCAGUUGGUCAUAUGAUUGAGUGUAGUCUAGCCCAGGAGUGUGAAGGUGAACGGAAAGGCUCUGGAGCAACCGCCCUUGCUGUCUCUGCCUGGCUGGUUCCCCUCUUUCCACUGGGAUUCUCUGCCUCUAACCCUAUUACAGGGGCUGAGUCCCUAGGAGGGGUGCGUCACUUGAGUGGGUUGAGUCACUGAUGUGAUCUUCCUGUCUGGGUUGGUGCCGUGGCGGAGAUCUUUGUGGGCUAUAAGUGGCCUUGUUUCAGGAUGGUAAAUUGGUGAUUGAAGAUAUCCCUCUAGUGGUGUGGGGGCUGUGCUUCGGCAAAGUGGGUGGAGUUAUAUCCUUCCUGUUUGGCCCUGUCCGGGGAUAUCAUCGGAUGGGGCCACAGUGUCUCCUGACCCCUCCUGUCUCAGCCUCCAGUAUUUAUGCUGCAGUAGUUUAUGUGUCGGGGGGCUAGGGUCAGUUUGUUAUAUCUGGAGUACUUCUCCUGUCUUAUUCGUUGUCCUGUGUGAAUUUAAGUAUGCUCUCUCUAAUCCUCUCUUUCUUUCUCUCUCUCUCUCUCUCUCGGAGGACCUGAGCCCUCGGACCAUGCCUCAAGACUACCUGGCAUGAUGACUCCUUGCUGUCCCCAGUCCACCUGGCCGUGCUGCUGCUCCAGUUUCAACUGUUCUGCCUGCGGCUAUGGAAUCCUGACCUGUUCACCGGACGUGCUACCUGUCCCAGACCUGCUGUUUUCAACUCUCUAGAGACAGCAGGAGUGAUAGAGAUACUCUUAAUGAUCGGCUAUGAAAAGCCAACUGACAUUUACUCCUGAGGUGUUGACUUGCUGCACCCUUGACAACUACUGUGAUUAUUAGUAUUUGAUCAUGCUGGUCAUUUAUGAACAUUUGAACAUCUUGGCCAUGUUCUGUUGUAAUCUCCACCUGGCACAGCCAGAAGAGGACUGGCCACCCCUCAUAGCCUGGUUCCUCUCUAGGUUUCUUCCUAGGUUUUGGCCUUUCUAGGGAGUUUUUCCUAGCCACCGUGCUUCUACACCUGCAUUGCUUGCUGUUUGGCGUUUUAGGCUGGGUUUCUGUACAGCACUUUGAGAUAUCAGCUGAUGUACGAAGGGCUAUAUAAAUACAUUUGAUUUGAUUCAUAAUGCCGACAAACUGGUGACUCCAGCUCUCUCUGCUUGUUUUCUCAAUGUGUAUUAGCAUGAAUUGUCAUCCGUCACCUUUCCUCUUCUCUAAGCAAAGUAUGAGGUGUUACCCAGAGUCAACAUAGUUGGGCCUUUGCCAUUACUAGUUUAUGGUGUUGACUGUGAAGGACUGCGUUCCAGACAUAUUUUACAUAUAUUGGUAUGUGAUACUCUGGAUGUGUUUGUUUAGGAAGUGUAGAAUAGAAAUAUGUUGUUUUGUCUUUAUGAAAGAUAUAAUUGAGUAUGUGUGUGAUUACUGAAAUGUUUUGAAGUGAUUGCUUCCCAGCAGCAAAUGUUAGAGGGUGCAGGGAAAUGCUUGUGUUACUAUAGCGCCUAACAAUGCAGCAAAAAUGUCUCACAAGUAGGUCUACAUAAAUAAUCAUAAAAAACAAGAAAUCACGACCGUCAGAACGAAUCCAGUUGACAACUCAAAUAACACUGUAUAAGUAAUCCAAAUGCAAUAUUUGCCUAUAUACACCAAAAAUAUAUAGACUACUUAGAAUGAUAUGUAGAGACCUACAGCAGUCAGGGGGACAGGAAAACUUGUGGCGAGGGGGAGGCGGUAUUUGUCACAGCACUUUUUAAUCAAGUGUAGAAGCAACUGAUUUAGUUUAAUAAAAUAUAUCGACGCUUAGUAUUCAAAAGAUUUGUCAACUCGCAGAACAUUUUUAUGUCCUUCAUAUCGGAGUGCUGCUGCAGCGCUUUGCGUGUCUUGAUUCACGAAAAUCGCAGGUCGCGCGAUAGCUCAAGGCGCGCUCUCUAAUUUCCUCUGGUAUUUAAGCAAGCUUGAUAACACAUCACUCCCCCGACACAAGCAAAAACUGUUACAUAAAUGUCGACACAAGAAAAAACGUUUACAAAAAUGUAGAAUUCUUAAUACCUAAACAUUAGCGAUCUGACAUGACGUAUUGCAUGGAAACGAUACUAUUUUUCGGUCUGAUCAACUCUAGAUUGGGCUACUAACAGCAGCAUCUGUUAGCCUACUAUGCGCCCUGUCCCUCUUGCCAGGGUAAACGAAGCGGUUUUAAACGUUGUAUAUGUAUAGCCCAUUUGUUUGUGAGAACGUGAAUGGGAUUACAUGUGGUUUAUAUUAAAACCUGGGCUGACUAGGCUAUCUAUACUUUUUCGAUCCAAAAUGAUUAACGGGAAUGAAUAAACACAAUAGCUGUUAUAGACUGAGUACAUUUUUAAUUAGGCCUACCAUUGGGCAGUACAACACGAUUCAAACCUGCACAAAGCAAGCUCAGCCAUGUGCGUUUUAUUAUCCAAUCAUGUUGCUUUCUCUGUGUCUGUGUCUAGGAACCCCCCUAGUCCUUUAAAACGUAAUUCAUAUAUAAUUUAUAUGAACAAAUACAAGGUUGCUGUAGUUUGACAGAGUUUCCAUCAUCGUCAAGGCCAGGAGUUAAAAAACAACAACAUUUGACAUGAUUAGGAAAACUCUGGUCCCAUCAUAGCCCAUAUGAAACCUUUUUACAACAGAUUAAUUACGUCAUACCAUUUAAGGUCCGGAGUUUUACCUGAUUAGGUUACCAGAUCAGGUACAACUACGGGCCUCAGAAUUGUAUUAUAUUUUUGCCACGCUACUUUGGGACCUGUGGUGUCACCUCGGACAGCAGUAGAUACAGUGAGCUAUGUCGAGAAUCCAAUGUAUAAAUAAUAAACAGUGUAACAAAAUGCAAUCAAUGUAAAGCAAUAGCCCGAGAUAUAUUCAAAUGAGCUAUGUUAAGAAUACAGUAGGCCUAUGUGAAUACACAGUGUGACAAACAGUAUAAAUAUAGUCAUUUUUAUACAGUCGUUUCAAUUUAUCUAAUUUUCUAUUGAAAUCCACUUAAAUUAAAUGUAAUUCAUAGUCCUGAAAUAUCAGUUUGGAGAUGAUCUCAAUCAUUGGGGUUGUGCUCUAGAUACGAAUGAGAGCAAUUGAAAGAUAGUUUUUUUGUGUGAAAAUGAGGCAAUAAUUAAGAAUUGCUUAUUUGCCCAUGCUUAUUUGCCAAUGUCCUGGUUGAACCAUUCAUGCACACGCUUUGCACAAUUUAACAGCAUGGCUCGGUUUGGGAGGCGCCCAUACUGUCAUAGGAAAGAUCUCAAGUAUAUAUCCUCGCGUCCUCUCUCCUCGCCUCCUUCUCAAAACCCAUUGGAUGAGAAAGCCAGAGGUCCCGCCCCUCUGACCUUCUCCUCCAAUGGGUUUUGAGAAGGAGACCGAGGAGAGAUGACGCGAAGAGUAUCUAUUGAGAUUUCUCCAUAGCCGCUUCUCUUAUUCAACACCGGUAGUAUAAAUUCAUUGGCCAAAGCGGAUCGUUGGUCAAACGCGUGGUUUGGUUCGGUCUUUUCUAGUACAAGACUGGAGAGGACUGUAGAAAUUUCAAAGUUUACAGGCGGGUCUCACCCCUGCAGAUAAUGACCGAUCGAGCCAAUCACAUCAGCGUCGCCAUGACUGAAGACGUCACGUCCACCAACGGGACGCCCAGGACCAAGGUCAUAACCAGCAGCACCAUGGUGGAGCUGAACAAGCUGCAGCCCCGGGGCUCCACGGUCAGCUUCCACAGCAUCCAGUACAAGGUGAAGCUGAAGACUGGACCGCUCUGCAAGAGGAAGAACACUGCCAGGGAGAUACUGGUGGACCUCAAUGGCAUCAUGAGACCGGGUCUAAAUGCUAUUCUAGGACCCACUGGAAGUGGAAAGUCCUCGUUCCUGGACGUUCUAGCAGCCAGGAAGGACCCUUCUGGUCUCUCAGGGGAGGUGCUGAUCGACGGGGCGCCACAACCACCCAACUUCAAGUGCCUCUCCGGCUAUGUUGUCCAGGACGACGUGGUGAUGGGGACUCUGACAGUGAGGGAGAACCUGCGAUUCUCUGCAGCGCUGCGUCUGCCCCGCUCCGUGCCCCAGAAAGAGAAGGACGCCAGGGUCAACGACCUCAUCACCGAGCUAGGCCUGACCAAGGUGGCUGACGCUAAGGUUGGUACCCAGAUGAUCCGGGGGAUUUCUGGAGGGGAGAGGAAGAGGACCAACAUCGGCAUGGAGCUCAUCAUCGACCCCUCUGUUCUCUUCUUGGAUGAACCCACCACGGGCCUGGACGCUAGCACCGCUAACUCUGUCCUGCUGCUGCUCAAAAGAAUGGCCAAUCAGGGACGCACCAUCAUCAUGUCCAUCCACCAACCGCGUUACUCCAUCUACCGGCUGUUCGACUCCCUGACCCUGCUAGUUAGCGGCAAACAGGUGUACCAUGGGCCGGCCCAGAAUGCACUGGACUAUUUCGCCGACAUAGGUUACGCCUGCGAGGCCCACAACAACCCAGCCGACUUCUUCCUAGACGUCAUCAACGGAGACUCUACUGCCACUGCUAUGAACAAGAUUCAGGGAGAAGACAUUGACUUUGAGGAGCUGAGUGGCUCCAGGCAGACCAUCGAGGAGCGUCUAGUGGAGGAGUACAGGAACUGCUCCUACUUCAGAGACACCCAGGUCGAGCUGGAGAGGAUCACCCAGGGAAAGCAGUACACCACCAAGCCCACGUCCCGUACCAUCACCUACAACAGCUCCUUCUUCACCCAGCUCCACUGGGUCCUAGGCAGAACCUUCCGGAACCUAGCGCUGAACCCCCAGACCUCCGUCGCACAGCUGGGAGUCACCAUUUUUCUGGCUCUUAUUGUGGGUGCCAUUUUCUUCGGGGUGAAGGACAACCAGAGUGGAAUACAGAACAGGAUUGGUGCUCUUUUCUUCAUCACCACCAACCAAUGUUUCAGCACGCUGUCCGCUGCAGAACUCUUCAUCACAGAGAGGAAGCUGUUUGUCCAUGAGUACAUCAGCGGGUACUACAGAGUCUCAGUCUACUUCCUGUCCAAGAUCCUGUCUGACAUCAUCACCCUGCGCACCAUCCCCGCCAUCGUCUUCAGCUGCGUGGCCUACUUCAUGAUAGGUUUUAAAACCACUCCAGCAGCCUUCUUCAUCUUCAUGUUCACCGUAACCCUGGUAGCCUACACAGCCACCGCCAUGACCAUGGCCAUCUCUGCCGACCAGAGUGUGGUGGCAAUGGCCAACAUCUUCAUGACCAUUAGCUUCGUCUUCAUGAUGAUCUUCUCAGGUCUGCUGGUGAACCUGCCCAGUAUCAUGAACUGGCUGGCCUGGUUGAAGUACCUCAGUAUCCCUCGCUACGGUCUAACAGCCCUGGAGAUCAACGAGUUUGUGGGGCUGAAGUUCUGUGAGGACCCUGCCGUUCGCACCACCAUGUCUCCUGGCUCUGGCAUGAUGACCAACUGCAGUAUGAACACUACUCACACUCUCGGGAUAACGUGCACAGGGGAACAAUACCUGGACUACCUAGGAAUAGAAUACACUACAUGGGGCCUAUGGGAAAACCACGUUGCCUUGGCAAUAAUGACACUCAUUUUCCUGGUCAUCGCCUAUCUGAAGCUGCGGUUUAUUAAGAAGUUCACAUAAGAAGUGUCUUACUUUGCCUUACAAUUCACUCCUCUGUGGUUAUAUCAAUGACAAACUGCCCGUAGUUUCUCUCAACAUACAUAUGUUAUAACAUGAAGCAGUGUGCCUAUGGUUUGCACUGAGACAGGUUAAAUGGGUAGUUCAACCAAAUUACAUAUUCAUUUCCUGCACAAGUGGAGACUGCAAUCCAUGCUUUGGCUUUGCUGAACUAGCUACACUAGCACUGUAAAUGAGUAAUUUGGCUGAACUGUCACUCUAACGUUCAAUAUCUAUGCAUGAAUGUACAUUUUCACCACAUGAAUAUUAAUGUGGAAUCUUUGCCCUCCAGUAGUCAUUGUUCUCAUGUUGACUGCUGUGUUUAUUUGGUAGCAUUUGUUCCAGUCUAGUACGAGACUGUCUUGGUAUUUAGUUAAUCGUUUCUAUUUAUAGAGGAACUGAACUCAUUUAUUUGAAAAAAUUCUGAUGUUGAAUUAUGUAAAAAUUAUGAAUGACUUUUAUUAGUGCAUUUUUUGUGUGUAAUCAUUGAAUUGUUUGUUUCUAUUGUGUUUAUUACCUUUUUAUCUAUACUAGUUUUUUGGAAACAAUGCUUUUAUAAAAAUGUUCAUGUAA